Messenger RNA from Uranotaenia lowii, 1808 nucleotides. It is a transcript of the gene FMRFa, whose product is annotated as FMRFamide neuropeptides. Gene Ontology annotation, biological process: neuropeptide signaling pathway. The transcript is spliced from 2 exons. Lineage: Eukaryota; Metazoa; Arthropoda; Insecta; Diptera; Culicidae. The coding region runs from base 371 to 1432 and encodes 353 amino acids. The record is from RefSeq and is a predicted model, not a curated record.
CGGCGAUGUGGCGCUUUAUUUUCAAGAAGGAUAGCGCCGAAAAUGGUUCAGUGAAACCAGUAGACAGGCGGACUCCAGCUCAAUCGAACGCAGUAGCAAUUACGGGGCAAAAGUGAGCAGAUCGAAAUCGUGCUUUUUAACGGCCGGAAGUUUCCGUUAACCGGUUUAGUGGUUGGUGUAUGUGAUUUAGCAAAAAAUUGGAGAUAAAACGCAAAGGAAGUUCGUCAUGUGGCAUCAUAGUUAAAUUCCAUGUGGAGUUAAAUCAGGAUUAAAAAAAAUAAACGCGUAAUAUACGUAAACAUGUCUUACCAUUUAAAAAAUUCGCAAACACGAAAGUAUUACGAGGAAUUAUCAUAAUUUGAAUUUCGCAAUGAAAAUGUAUCUUCUCCUCGCAAUCCUGAUUUACAAAUGCAGCAUCCAUUCCUCGUGCGCGGAAUACGACCUGGCCUCUGAUGGCAGCCAACCGGAAGCGGAUUUUUCUGCCAUUGGAUAUGAUUUAGAUUCCGGAACAGGUGACUACCCGAAUGGAAAUGGCGUGGUAUUUGAGUUUCGGAGGAGCGUAAAAAGUGAUAACACUGAAAUUGAAGCUAGACGUCGCAGUGCUUUGGAUAAAAAUUUUAUGCGCUUUGGGCGGGCCGACGGAGCAGCGUUGCAGCGAGUGUCCCGCUCUAAUAAACGGAACAAUUUGAUGAGAUUCGGACGGGCAGAUCGAGGAUUCAUGCGGUUCGGUAGAAUGCCCAGUGAUGUGCCGUAUUCGUUGGUGCACUACAACGAUUUAGACGGGAAACUGGCCAAAGAAGAUGGGCAGGAAGCUGUGGGCAGUGAAGAGGUCAUAUUUUCGAAGCGCAAUCCCAAUUCGUCCGAGGAACCGGCAGUCAGUGAAUCCGGAGAGCAAAUUAAACCUAAACAAGUAGUUUAUUAUCGCCGUGAUUCUCCCAAAAAUCUAAUGAGGUUCGGUAAGCGCAAUGAUGAUGAUGAUGAUGAUGAUGUUGGAAGAUUUUUCCGGAUGCAGCGAGCCAAUCUGAUGCGCUUUGGACGUUCAGGAAAUAAUCCACCACGGGGGAAUCUGCUUCGUUUCGGCAGGGCCAGCAACGGGAACCUGAUGCGCUUCGGACGAUCAAAGGGUAACCUAAUGCGGUUUGGUAGAUCUGAUCCUCGAUUUUUACGACUCGUUAAAAUGGACAACAAUUUCAUGCGGUUUGGUAGAUCGGAUAAAACAAGCAAACCUACAAAUUUGAAUGGAACGGAAACUGUUGGCACUUCUGCUGUCAUCGGCUCGGGUGAAAGCAAAACUGGAAUCCUAGAAACGAAUCGAAUAGCUGCGGAAAAAUAUGACGAUCAAUCUAAAUCGCCGUCCAAUACUGAUGACGAUUAUGAAAUCAAUCUACGAGAAGAAGAUGUUCUUAGCCCAUACUAUGCCGUCAACAAGUAGUUUUUUAAUGCUCGAGUGAUAUGUGUAGUGUGCAGAACUGAAACUUGAGCGGUUUCCUCGGAAUCAAAUUGUUGGUAAUUUAAAAUCGACGGAAAAGAUUACUAUUUGUUCAUUUCCACACGAUUGUUUCAAUAAGGCUGGGACUAACAAUUUGAUUCUGACAAACAGAAGAACAGCCAGACAGAAUACUCCUUCUGAACAAUUCCUAUGAAUGCCAAAGCAAAGCUACUAACUAGGUGUUAAGCCGAUGAAGUGACUCUUACUAUUUAGCUAUAUUUAUAAAUUUACAAAGAGAAUCUAGUCGUUAUUAUCAUUAUCUUAUAAGUCUAAUUGAUUUAUUGUGAGAAUACACAUUGAACUACAUGCAUUGAACAAA